AAAUGAAGUAUAUGGAAAAGUUGUGUCCAGUGAAUGCAGUAUUGAAAAGACAAGACAAAUCUUUUAUGGAAUGUGGAGAAAAAGACGAAAGAAAACAAAAGACAAAUAUGACACUGAGGCGCCGUUGUAAAGGCUAAGCUUUAACUUUGAAGAAGAACCUGUCUCCAAGUCCAAUCUCGUUCUCAAAUUCCCGAUUUUGUAAACAAAGCUUUUGAAACAAGCUGGGUCAAGCAUGAAAAGACCCAUUUUAGCGUUUCAUUACGUUUUCGGAAAUCUCAUACAACGGAAAAUGUGAAAUUGGUUCAGAAAAUCGAGAAAGAACACCAAAAGCCAAUGCAAUUAUAUCAAGAUGAAUACCAACAGCGAAAGUGCCUCUUCUGUCAACUUUACCCUUGACCCUUUUGAUGAAUUAGACGAGGAUGAUGAUAUCUUGGCACAAGCGUAUGAUGAAAGUAUACGGUUAGAUACAAAUGGUAUGAAUCCUGGCCCAUCAUAUGUGAAACCAGCAAAUCACCAGUCAUUUGGAAACCGACCAGUUGAAUCCACUUCAGGGUUUGACUAUGAGUCUGGAAAGACUUGGAUUUAUCCUAUGAAUUAUCCUCUACGUCAAUAUCAGUAUGCAAUCGUUGAACAAGCCCUAUAUAAGAAUACCCUUGUCUCAUUGCCAACAGGUCUUGGCAAAACGUUUAUUGCUGCUGUUGUUAUGUAUAAUUUCUAUCGCUGGUAUCCACGCUGCAAAGUAGUUUUCAUGGCACCAACCAAACCUUUAGUAGCUCAACAGGUAGAAGCAUGUUUUAACGUUGUUGGAAUACCUCAAGAAGAUAUAUCUCAAAUGACAGGAUCAAUGGCCCCAGAUGCACGAAUACAAGAAUGGAAAGAAAAGCGUCUCUUUUUUCUCACACCUCAAGUUCUUACGAAUGACUUUGCUCGUGGGGCCUGUCCAGCUGAGCUGAUUAAGUGCCUUGUCUUGGACGAAGCUCACCGUGCUCUUGGUAACCAUGCAUAUUGCCAGGUCAUGAGAGAACUUAGGGAGCGCCGUUGUGAAUUUCGUGUUUUAGCCUUGAGUGCGACUCCAGGAUCUGAUAUAGCUGCUGUCAAGCAGGUGCUGACUAACCUCCUCAUAUCACACAUUGAACUCCGAAGUGAGGAUAGCCCUGAUAUUACACCAUAUUCGCAUCAUCGAAAUAUUGAAAAGAUCGUGGUUCCUUUGGGUGAGGAGCUCACAAAUACCAAGAAUAGGUUUCUUAAUAUACUUCGUGUGUAUGUUGACAGACUUCUGGAAUUAAGAGUGUUGUUUACCAAAGAUGCAACAACACUCAGUAAAUUUCAGCUUCUUCAAGCUCGUGAUGCAUUUCGUCAGAACCCACCAGAAAAUUUGCCCCGUCAUAGAUUUGGAGCAGUGGAGGGGUUGUUUGCCCUCUGUGUGACUCUCUAUCACGCCUUUGACCUGAUGCUUUUGCACGGAGCAAGGUCUUCAUAUAAGUUUUUGAAAGGUACAUUAGGAGGUGACAAAGGCAAAAGUUUUGCAAGAGCAGAACUUCUUCGUAAUGACGUGUUCAGACGAUUAAUGGAUGACUUGUCCAAGAAGUUUGAAGUUGACACAAACCAGUCAAAGGAAGCAUCCAUGAACUCUUCAAGUGUCUUUCCCCAGACUUCUAGUACCAGCCCCAUGAAAAACACUAAGGAGUCUUACAUGAUGAGUCACCCCAAGAUGUCUCAUUUGUGUGAUCUAGUUGUGGACCAUCAUCAGAAGUUUGCUAGUGAGGGGAAAUCAACACGCAUCAUGAUUUUUUCACAGUAUCGAGACAGUGUGCUGGAGAUUACAGAAAUGCUGCAUCAUCAUGAGCCACUAGUGAAAGCCAUGAGCUUUGUUGGUCAGGGUACUGUUGCGCGUGGCUCUCGUGGUAUAUCUCAGAAGGAGCAGUUACGGGUAGUGAAGCAGUUCAAAGAAGGUGGUUUCAACACACUUGUGUCUACAUGUGUUGGAGAAGAAGGGCUGGACAUUGGAGAUGUUGACUUGAUCAUAUGUUAUGAUGCUCCCAAGUCUCCGAUUCGUUUGGUACAAAGAAUGGGUCGAACAGGGCGUAAGAGAGAGGGACGCAUUGUUGUGCUUAUAACAAAAGGAAAGGAAGAGCAGAUGUACAAUGCCAGUCAGUAUCAGAAGAGGACUAUUAACAUUGCUUUGGCAAACAAGGAAAAACUGAAUCAUUUUCUUUAUACUCAUUGUCCUAAAAUGAUUCCUGCAGGAAUCAGUCCUACUUGUCAAAAACUUCAUAUGAAAGUUGAUGAAUGGAAAGUCCCCACCAAGAGAGGACGAAAGAAAGCUUUGUCCUCAAACUCAACCUUAAAGUUUCCUUCACAUAGCAGCUCUACUCAUAAGGAAAAGCAUGGAUUCCUUUCGGAAGAGGAAUGGAAUUGGUAUAGGGAUAAUCUAUGGGUGCCGAGGGAAGAUUUUAAAGCUAUUCCUAAACCUUCUUUUCUGUGUCUGGAUAGUGAAGAGGAGGAUGGGAAUUUCAUUGACCUUGGACUGUACCAACCAUGGCACAACUCUUUGCAACAAGCUCAUCACAUCGGUCAUUCUUCACGCAGUAACCAUCUUGUCCAGCUUACUGAAUUUGUUAAUUUACAAGUCACAAUUGGGCCUGAUGAGGAUCCAUAUGGAUUAGAAAUGGCAGCUUUUUUAGAUAUGUCGUAUGUAAAAGAAGAUUCUUACCAUAAGCAGUUGAUGGUUCCAGAACCAAAAUUGUGUGGAAACAAAAGACGACCAAAGAUAGGUAAAAAAUCUACAGUUGAAAAUAAUAAGACUGCCAAGAAGAAUGCACUGAUUACCUCCAUGUUCCCGAAAAUAUCUCUCAGUGCUUUUAGGAAUACUCAGAAUAACUCGCAGGUGUCUAAAGGUGCCAUUAAUCAUGAAGAAUGCAUUGCCAGUGGAACAAAAAAGGUUAAUGAUGGUCAUCUUGAUGAUAGUGAAGAUGAUGAUGUCACAGUGAUAGAUGGUGACUUUGUUCAACCUAGCAUUGAGGAUAAUCCCAGAGUGGAAAAGAAUCAGUUUUCUCAAAUUUCUAAUCCAAACUCUCAAGCAAGUGACCAUUUAAUGGUGGUAAUUCCAACAGAUAAAGAUCACAUGAAAGUUGACAGUGUUAAGGAGGACAGAUUUUUACAUAGUGAUGCCAAUAAGCAAAUUGAUGACAAUGAAAGUAAUUCAUUUAGGAUAACUAAGCUUCCGUUGUGUGGGAGAAAGUCCCCUUUUCGGAUUUGUAGCCCACCCAGAACUGACUGUCUCUUAGAAUGGGAAGGAAAUGAUGAACCAGAAAGUCCUUCUGAAGUUCUCAGAGCUAUAGAUGAUUGGGUGGAAGAAAAAAACAGAAUAAACCUGGAUGACUAUUCUCUUGAUAAACCUGCCUUGAAUUGCCUUUUGGACAAAAAAGGAGUUUCAUCAGCAAUCAGAAUAAAGAAUCAAAUGUAUGAUGAUGAUGAUGAUGAUGAUGAUCUUCCUAAUCUUAACUUUUCGAUGAGAAAUGUAUUAAGUACCAGUUUAUGUAAUAAACCAAAGACUUCUUUGAACAGUGAGCCUGUUAAAAUGAUUGUUUAUGCAGAAGAUAGUGAUAUAGAAAAAAAUUUCACUGAAGAUACAGGAAAAGAAUAUUCUCCCACUAAUGAAUUAGAUAUACUUACUCCAAGGAAGAAUGACGACGAAGUGGCAACUUCAAUUGUUACAGAGGUAAGUCCUAUACUUACAUCUACAUACAGGAAGCCUCUGAGAACUAACUUGAAGAUAUGUUCAUCAACUCCAAAAGUGAAUGCCAAACGUUUAUUUAAAAUGACAACACCCGAAAUCACUGCGAUAGAAAAAAAUUCUAUGCUGCUUACAGAAGAAACACUCACCCCAAACAGAGGAGAAAUCAUCAAGGAAAGCAAUCAGACUAAUGCCAGCAUCAAUAGCUCUGCUUCUCUUGCCAAUAAAACUUCAACAUUAAGCACUGGGGAUAGAAUACACCUCAAGCUAAGUCGAUUUACUUUUGCAGGCAAGGAGUCUGACCCUAGAGUGGAGAGUAAAAGCUGUAGAGAUGCGGGAGAGGCGAACAAGAAUAAAGAACCAGAUGUAGUAAAAGAUGAAACAUGUAAAUUUGAAUUAUAUCACAUUGAUCCACCUGAUAUAGGAGUGAAUAGCGCUCAUGAGAAUAUCUCAAGUGAACCUCCAGUUGAAUCAUUUCAAAGAUCAUCACAGCGAAUGCUAUUUAAAGAAAAUACUAAAAGUUUAGGGGUAUGUGAAAAUAUUGAAAAUUCCGACAGCACAGACAUGACUCAGAAUCAUCAAAUGAAUAAAAAGAUUGAAAAGCAAAUUAGUAAGGAAAAUAACAGAUUACAAAAGCAUGCAAGUGAUUAUGAAGGUAGAAAGUUAGUUUCUGCCAGAUUGAAUGAUAGUGCAUCAAAUAUUAGUCCUUUGAAGAAUUCCACCAAAAUUGCACCUCAUGCAGAUAAGAAAGACUGUUCUUCCAGUUUUAGAGUGACACAGCAAGAGUCAAACCUUGAAGAAAAGAUAAUUCAUAGAUCUUUUUGUAAAGAUAAUCAUCCUAAUGUUAGUUCUCAAGACAAUAAGUCUCUUUUAAAAAAUACGCUUGACAAAGUGAGUUUUGAUCUUAGCCUAGAUGAAGAUAUUUUUGCUGACAUAGAAAUGAAUGAUUUUGGUGAAAAGGAACACAAUCCUAGUGCAGCUGAUAGACAUAAGGAAAGUGGUGCACCUUCUUCCAAAGAUUAUGGUGGUCCCAUUAAUACAUUCCAACCAAAAUCACAAAGACUUUUGAGUGUCACACAAAUUAUUGAUAUUGUUGAUCAAAGUGCUGAUGAAACUAGAAACAAUAAGUCAGUUAGUGAAAGUUCAUUUAGGAUGUCAAAAUUGAGUAAAAAAUCUCCUUUCCAAAGAAAACAAGGGGUAUCCUCAGUGAAACUUAAUGCUGAAAAUAAGAUUGAAGCGCUAGCGAAUGAUAUAGGUACUGUAGAUUACAAGAAAAUCACUACAUCCUCACAGAAGAAACCGUCGUUGUUGAGCCGAAGAGCCAGCUCUGAGAAGUUAGGUACCGAAGCUUGCCCUAACUUUUCCUUAAUGGAUGAAAUAGACUUUGAUGAUGAUUUUCAAACAGAGAGUCCCAACCCAUCUAUUCCUCAGUUUGAUUUAUUUGGCACUGGCGAGUUCCAGCCAGUUGUAAAUGAUUGUGAGGGGAAUGAAUCUGGUAAACAAAAUGAAUCUUUGAAAUCUGGUAAUCUAUCCAAGGAGCCCUUAUCCUCUGUUUCCAAGAAAGACCCAUCUAAGAGUAAUUUAUCAAAUUCUCUUGGUGAAUUGGGAAGUCUUACCAAAAUGUCUUCAAAAAGAACCCCCAAGAGAUCAUCAUCUGAAGAUGACAGUUUGUUGAAUUCAUCUCAUUCUAGUAAAAAAGUUAAGUUAUUGAAAAGCCCGGGUUCCUUUUGUGCAUCUCAAGAUACUGGUUAUGUAUGGAAAAGAAGAGAAAGAAAAGCAUGCAAUGUUCUGGGUUCAGAUAGUGAGGACAAUUCUUUCCAUAAAAGUAAUUCAGAAAGUAAUACUAGUUCAAAUUCAGUGCUGGAUAAAAGAAAGGUUACUACAAAUCGGGAAAAUAUAUCCUUUGAAGAAGAUGAUGAGGAGGAUUUUAGACUAGAUGCUCGUCUUCCAUAUCGACAGUCAAAACCUACAGAGGAAACAAAAACGAAGAAGUUAUUAAAGCGCAAAGAGAAAGGGUUAGAAUUUAUUGAAAAAGAAGCUCAACUCUCUUGUGAUGGCAUUGUGGUCUCCAGUGAUGAGAGUGACAAUGAAGAUGGAUAUGCUAACGAUAGCUUUGUAAAUGAUUGCACUGAACUUUCUCAGGAUCCUAAUGUAGACAUUAAAGCCUUCUAUCUAAAGUCAAUUGUGAGUCCUGUGAAAAGAGUGAGGAAUCAACAUCUGCCCAAAGUACAGUGCCUGUCGGAUACUGAUGAACACAGUGAAGAAAUUGAUGAGAGUGAAGACAGCUUUGUUGUUGGUAAUGAUGUUAUAGAAUACAAUACAGAAUAUAUGGGAGAGAGUAUGCUCGCUGAAGAUUCAAUUAUGCAAGAGGCAAUUCGUGAAAAUUUUAAGUGUAAUAAGAUUGGAGAAUCUCGGAAAUCACAGAAAAACAAGCGGAAAAGGAUAGUUGUAAAGGACUCAUCAAGUGAAGAAGAAACAGAGGAGAAAAAGAAAUUAAAAGUAUGUGAACAGAUUGACAAGGAGGGAACGGAAGUUGUGAGCGGUGGAGAAAAGCAAGGGACACCAGAUAAAAGAGUAAACAAGUGGGGUAACGUCUUACAGUCAGAUACUCAUGAACCAGGAAAUUUGAAUGAAGAAAUUACCAGUAUUAGUGAAAAGUCAGACUUUGGACUGAGUGUAUCAGAGAGGGUGAAUAUUGAUAGAACUAGUUUGGGCAUUACCCCUAGGAAAAGUCUUGCAAAACGUUUAACAGAGAAAAAGGUUGGUGUGUCUUGUAGCAGUUAUGAUCAGAGUAAAUUGAGUAAAUCUUUGAAAAAGAGUCAUGAGAAAGAUGAUGAUUUAAUUCUUCAUAGCUCAGAAGAUUUUGAUACACCUAUUACUAGUGAUAUACCUGUUAAAAAAUGUUUUGUAAAUCUGCCUAGACUUUCAAGUAUAACAGCAAAGACCCCUAUUGGUAAAAGUGGACCACAGAAUACAAAAUCACUUUUGUCUCGUACUUCCUCAUCAAAUAUUGUGCCUUCUACAAGUUCUCAAGAGACCAUUUUCACCACCACAUCAUCGAAUGAAAAUGCAAAAAUACAUAGUCAGAUUCCUGGACUGGUGCUUGUUGAUUCCCAUGAAGUGAAUGGUGGAGGACAGAUUGUUUCCAGGUUGAAGUUGCAUCAUGGGCUGAAUACUGCAGUUGUUCAGCUUGGGUGCGGGCAGUACGCAGUUUCUACUCGUAUGAUCAUAUCAAGACUGCAACUGUCUGUAUUUACCAACAGCCAAAACAGAGACUCAUUAAAAAAGCGUGUACAAGGGAUGCUGGCAGUGUUUGAAAGGUCCGUCAUAAUUGUGGAACUUGAUAAACAAAGACAUGGGGAUUCCUCUUACAAUUUAACUCAUGUCCGCUCCAAGUACAUGGACACAAUUACGUGUGCCUGUGCUCAAGUAAACCAGUUGAAAGUUUUGUAUUCCAGUGGCCAGGAAGAAACAUCUCAGUUAAUUUGGCAGUUGGUAGAACAAGAAAAGAAAAAGGGUUUUAACAUUCCAGUUUUGCCAGCAGAGAUCCAGCGGUGGCAGCAGGUUGUCAACUUCUUCCGAUCCCUACCUCGAAUAAGUUUUGCGACUGCGUUGUGCCUAGCUCGCAACUUCAGAACUCUUCAUGAAUUUUUUAACAGUACCCCUGAAGUUAUUGCGAAGAAAGGCUGCAUGUCACAUCAGCGAGCAGCUGAUGUCCACCAACUCAUCUCCAGAAGAUUCAGGGCAGAUAUGCUCUCAUAAUAUAGUUUAUAUAUUUUAAACUAAUAGUUAUAAAUACCCAGUACAAAAAUGGACUAUUUUUUUAUUUUUAUAUUAAAAAUUUUACCGUGAAACAUAAGAAUUGUGACUUUUUUUUUUUUAAUCAUAUCACUGUAUUUUGUUUGUACAGAAUUAUGAUUCUUUACAUUUGCAUAAAAAUCAGUUGUUUACUGUAAUGCACAUAUUAUAUAUUGAUUAUGACAAAAUGCAUACUUUGAAGUUAUUUAAUAAGUAUAUUUCAUUAUUUUACAUGA
Messenger RNA from Macrobrachium nipponense, 7770 nucleotides. It is a transcript of the gene Fancm, whose product is annotated as Fanconi anemia group M protein homolog. Gene Ontology annotation, molecular function: four-way junction DNA binding; ATP binding; 3'-5' DNA helicase activity. Gene Ontology annotation, biological process: double-strand break repair via synthesis-dependent strand annealing; interstrand cross-link repair. The transcript has 27 exons. The record is from RefSeq and is a predicted model, not a curated record. Bases 350 to 7498 code for a protein of 2382 amino acids. NCBI's taxonomy places the organism in Eukaryota, Metazoa, Arthropoda, Malacostraca, Decapoda, Palaemonidae.